AUGCCUGUGUCGCGAGGCGCCAAGGCUUCUUCCUCGAAGGCGGACCCCUUCGACUCUGACUCCGACGAUGAUCUCGUACCGAAGAAGGGGGGCAAAUACUCGGUCCCCGCCGGUGGCAAGAAGCAGUACAAGGACGGGUUCCGCGACACGGGCGGGCUGGAGAACCAGUCGGUGGAGGAGCUGGAGAACUACGCAGCCUACAAGGCCGAGGAGACGACGGACACGCUCAACGGCUGUCUCCGCAUCGCCGAGAACAUCAAGCAGGAUGCCACCAACACGAUGAUCACGCUGAACAAGCAGGGCGACCAGAUCGGCAGGACGCACGAGAAGGCCGUCGAGCUCGAUCAGGACCUCGCCAAGGGCGAGUCGCUUCUCGGGAGCCUUGGAGGGUUCUUCUCCAAGCCAUGGAAGCCAAAGAAAACGAGGCAGAUCAAGGGACCAGCCCAGGUGUCGCGAGACGAUUCCUUCAAAAAGAAGGCGACCCGAAUGGAACAGAGGGAUAAGCUAGGUCUGAGCCCUAGAGGGAAGGGGAAUACCCGCAAUUACGCCGAACCCACAAGCGCCAUGGACAAAGUUCAGGUGGAGAAACAAAAGCAGGACGAUGCCCUCGACGAUCUCAGCGGCGUGCUGGGGCAGCUCAAGGGCAUGGCCGUUGACAUGGGCUCGGAGCUUGAUAGGCAAAACCAGGCACUGGAUAAUCUGAACGACGACGUGGAAGAACUCAACUCCAGGGUGAAGGGAGCCAACAACCGCGCGCGUAAGAUCAUCGCCAAAUAG
Messenger RNA from Lolium rigidum, 777 nucleotides. RefSeq names its product SNAP25 homologous protein SNAP33-like. The transcript is spliced from 5 exons. Gene Ontology annotation, cellular component: plasma membrane; SNARE complex. Gene Ontology annotation, molecular function: SNAP receptor activity. The coding region runs from base 1 to 777 and encodes 258 amino acids. The record is from RefSeq and is a predicted model, not a curated record. NCBI's taxonomy places the organism in Eukaryota, Viridiplantae, Streptophyta, Magnoliopsida, Poales, Poaceae.